Ostrea edulis (European flat oyster) is the source of this 2027-nucleotide messenger RNA. RefSeq lists its product as uncharacterized. The transcript is spliced from 2 exons. The record is from RefSeq and is a predicted model, not a curated record. Bases 204 to 971 code for a protein of 255 amino acids. Lineage: Eukaryota; Metazoa; Mollusca; Bivalvia; Ostreida; Ostreidae.
AUUUCUUUUUUACGUGUAACAAUUUCCAAUCAAGUUUCUCUUUUACGAAAAAAAAAAAGGGAUAAGAUCGUUAAAUAUCCUGGUUGAUUUACGGGUAUAUAAAUUUGGGCAUUUACAUUUACUUUCAAUAGACACUGUUCAGGAAGAAAUGGCCAUCAACUGAGCGAUGUGUCUGUCAGGAUAAAUUAAUAAAAAAACUCAGAAUGCCGCAGGUUCAUAACAGGUCCUUAACUCUCAGUAUGGACUCCAGCGCCUUCAACAAAAACUCCAGACUUAUGUCAACAAUUCGGAUCACAGAAGGCGCUAAAAGGAAGAUCCGGGCAUUCAACACCGUUGAAAACCGUCUGAAAAAAUUCAAAAUCAACUUUUACAACCGCCACGCAGAUAUUCAAAGGAAUCAAAUAGAAAGGAAAAAGCAAACUGUUUUAGACAGUAUGAAAAAGAGAGAUGCUUACAAAAUGGUUCUUGCAAAUCACCCGAUUUCCAGCAGUCCUGAUUAUCAGAAAGCAUUGAACGACAGGUACACAGCGCAUGCAUUGAGAUAUGAAAUAAAGCGGAUGCUAAACUACAUCGAGCCCGACAAAAUAAGAGAGAGGAAUGCAAAAACUCUCGUGGACGUGAACAAAAAGAGAUAUGACGAGAUCUUAAAUCGUAAUCGGAAAUCUAUUAUGGAACUAUUUCCUCCUGCAGUGGAGAAGAAAGCUGUGGAUUACGAAUCAGACUUUGAAAGCGAUUCCGAAGAUGAAGAACCACCAGAGGUGGAGCAGAGGAAAUUCCAACAAGCGCGCCCCAUGUUACCGUUCCGUCGUCAAGGUGUGACACGUGCUUUUAUCAUGCAAAAGAGUGGACGCGAUCAGAGACAGGAGGCGUCCACGGACACUCCACUAAACACGGACAAGGAACAGAACCUCCCGCCAGUGACCAUCAAGAAAGAAUUGCCACCGGACUUACGAAUCCCUGUUGCUUCGUAGUAAUUUUGUUGGAGUUUAUCACAUGCCAGUAUUAUAUAUUUAUUGUAAACCUUCAGUGGUAUUUGUCAAAGAGUUACCUCUUGGCUUUUGUUGUUGUUGUGUGCUUUUUAUGUAGUAAGUAAAACAAAACAUGUACAUGUUUAAUUGAAAAAUGAUAUUUAUCAAUGAAUUGAAGAAAAAAGGUUCAUCAUUACAUUACGUCUCUUCCCCUAGGUUAACGAUUGGGGAAGUCUUACUUCAGAUUCUUUGUCCGUCCGUCAGUCUCUCUGUUUUUCAUUCUGGUAUUGGAUUUAUUCAUGCCUGAUAGAUUAAAAAUUCCAGACUUUACUCGGUUAUUUAAAGUGAGUUGAUGACAACCAAUGACAAAAUAUUUUCAAAGCACUCAUCGUGAUGUCAGUAUUAUUGUUUAGUGUGACAUUGUGAUCUCAUCAUCAUUAAUUAAUGUGACAUUUUGAUGGCAUCAUUAUUGUUUAAUGUGACAUUGUGAUGUCAUCAUUAUUAUUUAGUGUGGCAUUGUGAUGUCAUAAUUAUUUAAUGUGACAUUGUGAUGUCAUCAAUAUUGUUUAGUGUGACAUUGUGAUGUCAUCAUUAUUGUUUAGUGUGACAUUCUGAUGUCAUCAUUAUUAUUUGGUUUUGAUGGCAUCAUUAUUGUUUAGUGUGACAUUGUGAUGUCAUCAUUAUUAUUUAGUGUGGCAUUGUGAUGUCUUAAUUGUUUAGUGUGACAUUGUGAUGUCAUAAUUAUUGUUUAAUGUGAUAUUGUGAUGUCAUCAUUAUUAUUUAGUGUGACAUUGUGAUGUCAUCAUUAUUGGUUAGUGUGACAUUCUGAUGUCAUCAUUAUCGUUUGGUUUUGAUGACAUCAUUAUUGUUUAGUGUGACAUUGUGAUGGCAUUGUAUAAUGAACCAAAAGCGUCCAUAACCAUACAAUGUAGAUAGAUACAUUUCAUUAAUGUAAUUUGUACAAAAUAUGAAAUCAAAUUAAAUAUGUCUUGUGAAUUUAAUGUUUCAUGGUUUGAUAUUGCAUUGUUUUUGAGACAUUUGAAUAAAUAUAAUCUUAUA